Molecule: messenger RNA, 2045 nt
Organism: Schistosoma margrebowiei
Lineage: Eukaryota; Metazoa; Platyhelminthes; Trematoda; Strigeidida; Schistosomatidae
Source: the annotation of a GenBank genome assembly
GUCAUAUAAUGAACGUCUGACCUAGGACUCCCUUUAAAAGAUUGUUAAGAUGCCGUCUGAUACCUCUAGUCUUUUCAAGGAACUAACACUCAAGGAUGCUGAGAAAGCCUUGGCAGCGGAUUUGGAUUUGCUUGUUAAUACCAUACCAAAUUCAUCUCCAGAAAAAGAAGCGUUCAUAAACCAAAUGAUAUCUUUCAAAGAGUUGUUUAAGCAAUAUUUGCAUGACAAAACACAAAAAUUCGAUUGGAAUAUGAUGGAACCUGUCCCAUCUGAAAGUAUUAAGAUGUACGAUGCCCUUCAAGUUCCUACCGAUCGUGAAGUAAUCCGUCAACAGUUAAAUAAGUUAGUAGUAGUGAAACUAAAUGGUGGCUUGGGCACAACAAUGGGUUGUACUGGACCCAAAUCCUUAAUUUCUGUCCGGAGUAAUCUUACUUUUCUUGACCUGACUGUACAACAAAUCGAGAGACUAAACAAUGAAUACGGAACUAGUAUUCCCUUGGUUUUGAUGAAUUCCUUCAAUACACAUAGUGAAACUGAAAAGGUUUUACGCAAAUACCAGCAAGUUAAUGUUCAAAUUUUGACGUUUUUACAGAGCUGCUACCCUCGUCUGAAUCGUGAGUCAUUACUUCCUAUUGCUAAAUGUGCUGGUCAGGAAAGUCAUGAUUCUGGAACAAAGACUUCUAAAGAUAUGAACUAUAAUCCUGAAGAAUGGUAUCCUCCUGGACAUGGUGAUUUCUAUCGUAGUUUUGUUGCUUGUGGAUUAGCAGAGAAAAUGAUAGCUAUUGGUAAACAAUGGGUUUUCUUGUCUAAUAUUGAUAAUCUUGGAGCAACUGUUGACCUAAAUAUUUUAAAUUUUUUAAUGAAUAAAGAAUCACAUUAUGAUAAACAAUCACCAGAGUUUGUUAUGGAAGUAACUGAUAAAACACGAGCUGAUGUUAAAGGUGGUACAUUAACACAAUAUCGUGGACAUUUGAGACUUUUAGAAUUAGCUCAGGUCCCUGAAGAACAUGUGGAUGAUUUUGCUAGUGUACGAACAUUUAAAAUAUUUAAUACUAAUAAUCUAUGGAUUGAUUUACAAGCUUUACAUCGUAGUGUUAAACAAAAAACUUUACAAAUGGAAAUUAUAGUCAAUCCUAAAACAUUAGAUUCUGGUACAAAUAUAUUACAAUUAGAAGAGGCUGCAGGAGCUGCUAUCAAGUCAUUUAAUGGUGCUUUCGGUGUUAAUGUUCCACGAAGUCGUUUCUUACCAGUUAAAACUACUUCAGAUUUAUUAUUAGUAAUGUCUAAUUUGUAUGUAUUAGAUGGUGGAAGUUUAUCAUUGUCUCCAUUAAGAAGUUUUCCAUCUGUGCCUUUAGUAAAACUUGGUAAUCAUUUUAAAAAAGUUAAAGAUUUCUUAAGUCGAUUUACAAGUAUACCAGAUCUACUGGAAUUGGAUCAUUUAACUGUAUCAGGAGAUGUAUACUUUGGAAAAGGAGUAGUUUUAAAGGGUACAGUGAUUAUAGUUUCUAAUUUUGGUAAUCUUAUCAAUAUACCACCAGGUUCAAUAUUAGAAAAUAAAAUUGUUUCAGGAAAUCUACGUAUAUUAGAUCAUUAAAUAAUUUCACAUUGAAAGUCAAUUUAAAGUUAUUAAUUACACUUCUAUUAAUAGAACUUUAUAUUUGAUUAUGUUUGUGCUUUCAUUAUUAUUAUUUAGUAUAAUUCCUUAUUCUUAUUUAUAUAAUUUCAUUUCACUUUACCUUAAUAUAUUUACUGUAUCCUUAUUAUUAUUAUCUAAACUAAUUUAGAUAUACAAUUUUCAUAUUAUCUUAAUGAAGGAAGUGAUAAUCCUUUUUUCUUUUCUUUUCUUUUCUUUUCUUUUUCAUUUUGUUUUCAAAUUGUAAGUAGGAAACAUUACAAAUUUAAAUAUGAUAAUAAUAAGAAUAAUAAUAUUUGUCUUUUUUUAUUGAAGACUAGUUUUAUUGAUUAACAUUUAAGUUGAACAAAUUCUAUUAAUCAAAUAUUUUUUAAAUGAAGUUUUGUUCUCUGAAAUAGAUGGUUUAGUUAUG